Polyodon spathula (Mississippi paddlefish) is the source of this 4624-nucleotide messenger RNA. It is a transcript of the gene a2m1, whose product is annotated as alpha-2-macroglobulin-like protein 1. The coding region runs from base 89 to 4492 and encodes 1467 amino acids. Lineage: Eukaryota; Metazoa; Chordata; Actinopteri; Acipenseriformes; Polyodontidae. The record is from RefSeq and is a predicted model, not a curated record. Gene Ontology annotation, cellular component: extracellular region. The transcript has 36 exons. Gene Ontology annotation, molecular function: endopeptidase inhibitor activity.
GGGGGGCUGUAAACAAGUUCUGCUCUCAGUGUCAGUGUCUGUUCUUCUCUUCACUCUCAUUCUCGGAGGCCUUCGCUUCAACCUCACGAUGUGGAGAGGGGUUUUAUUAGCCUGCCUGCUUCUACACACAGCAAAGGCAGAGGAGAGCUCCAAAGGACCGAUAUACCUGGUCACGGUUCCCGCUCAAAUUUUCGGAGGCACCACAGAGACAUUCUGCGCCCAGCUCCUCCACCCCAAUGAGAGCCUCACUUUCACUGUCACCAUGGAGACCAAUGCUGACAACGUGACUCUCCUGGAAGAGAAGGUGAAGGACAGUGAGUUCUACCGAUGUGUCCCCUUUCAGGUUCCAGUGUUCCCUGAAGAAACCAUUGUGUAUCUCCGAGCUGAAGUGAAAGGAAAAACAGUCCAUUUGGAGAAAACACAAAAAGUCCUGAUUAGUUCAACUAAUCCCCUGACGUUUAUACAGACAGACAAACCCAUCUAUAAACCUGGCCAGACAGUUAAAUUUCGAAUUGUCACGCUGGACACACAUUUUGUCCCUAUCAAUGAAAAGUACAAAACUGUGGAACUGCAGGACCCCGCGACUAAUCGCAUCGCUCAGUGGCUGGACAGGACGUCCGUCAGCGGGAUUCUGGACUUGUCACACCCCCUCAGUUCCGAAGCCCCUCAAGGAACAUACACACUGCGCGCAGAGACAGACAGUGGCAAUCACAUUAGCCAGUCUUUUAACAUCAAGGAGUACGUCCUACCCAAGUAUGAGGUGAAGGUUCAUCUCCCCAAAUCAAUCACUAUCUUGGACACAGAGGUCACAGUCAAGAUCUGUGCAAAGUACACCUAUGGGAAGCCUGUCUUGGGGAAGGUAACAGGAACAUUUUGCCGGCCAAGUUGGAGGAUGUACUACUGGCAUCGAAGGCCUGAUAAUGUGGAGAACAACGACAUCUGCCAUAUGUUUAUCGCUCAGACUGACAAGACUGGCUGUGUGACCAAAGUUAUUGAUCUGAAAGACUUUGCAUUGAAUGCGACUGGCUACUCUGAUAGCUUUAAUGUGGAGUGUGAUCUGGAAGAAGAAGGAACAGGUGUUCAACUGAGUGGCUCCAGUUCCUGUAGAUUCACCUCUAACAUUAAUGAAGUCAGUUUCGAGGGGGCACAGAAUGCCUUUAAAAAGGGCAUCCCCUUUAAGGCAAAGAUCAAGAUGACGGGACCUGACUCUUCCCCCCUCCCAGACGAGAAGGUUCAUCUCAUCAUCCGAUGGGACAACCACACCGAGAUCAUGAACUUCACCACGGACAGCAGGGGCCUGGUCCCCAUCUCACUGGACACCUCAUCCUGGGACACCCAGUCUGUCAGGCUUGAGGCACGCUACUCUCUGCUGGAUAAUGUUUAUGAUUAUCAGUCGGUUCGUCCCACAUAUGGCACGGCCUUUCUGUUCCUCAAUCCCUUUUACUCCAAGAGCAAGAGUUUCCUGAAGAUCCAGGAGAAUGAGGGCAAGCUUCAGUGUGGAGAGGAAGCACCAAUAAGCAUCAGUUACAUCAUCCGGGGGGAGGAGCUGGGAAAGGGGGUGGAGUUUAUGGAUUUCUAUUAUCUGGUUUUAGCUAAAGGAAGCAUUGCUCGGAAUGGGCGUGUUGAGGUCCCGAUGAAGGCAGGACGAGUGUCAGAGGGAGAGUUCUCCUUCAAGCUGCCAGUGUCGUCAGACUUGGCCCCUUAUGCUCAGGUCCUUGUCUACGCUGUGUUCCCGAAUGGGGAGAUUGUUGCGGACAGCUUUGAUUUCCAGGUCGACAAGUGUUUUAAGAACAAGGUAGAUCUCAAGUUCUCAGCUCCUCAGGAGCUCCCUGGAGAGGACACCACUGUUCACCUGCGUGCUGAUCCUGGGUCCCUGUGUGCUCUCCGGGCGGUCGAUCAAAGCGUCAUACUGAUGGAGCCUGAUAAGGAACUGACUGUAGACACUGUAUACAACCUGCUCCCUGUUCAAAAGCAAUAUGGAUAUUCAUACAGAGUGGAGGACUAUGAACCCUACCCUUGCCUACCAUCUCCAUUUCACACACUGGACAAGCGCUCCAUAAUGCCUUACUACCGGAGGAGAUCGCAUAAUGAUGUAUACGGGAUCUUUAAGGGUCUGGGUCUGAAGAUUCUGUCUAACUCUGAUGUGAAGAAGCCAACUGAGUGUCAUGAAUUCAAUAAACCUAUGCUACUGUCUAGAUUCAGUUCACCGGGUGAGGCUGUGCCAGUGCAGGUGUUAGAGAAUUCUGUAAGCAAUCCAGAAGUCGUGUUCGGUCAAGCAAGCCCAGACAUUGCUUUGAAGGAGCCUGAGACUGUCCGGAAGUACUUCCCUGAGACAUGGAUCUGGGAGCUGGUUCCAGUUGGGGAGUCUGGCUCAGUGGAGAUUACACACACAGUCCCGGACACCAUCACAGAGUGGAAGGCAGGGGCGUUCUGCACAUCUCCUCUGGGAUUUGGUAUGUCGCCCCCAACUGGGCUCACAGCAUUCCAGCCCUUCUUCGUGGAGCUCACUCUACCCUACUCCGUCAUCAGAGGGGAACAGUUUGAACUGAAGGCCACUGUCUUCAACUACCUGUCCCAGUGUAUCAUGGUGAAGGUCAGCCAUGCAGAGUCUUCCCAGUUUCAGAUGACGCCCUGUGAAGGGUGUGAGUACACGACCUGCCUGUGUGCCGACGAAGCCCGGACGUUUCGCUGGGCUUUCAUCCCCUCGGCUCUGGGUGAGGUGAAUGUGACAGUCAGCGCUCAGGCUCUUCAGACAGACACUCUGUGUGGCAAUGAAGUGGUGGCUGUCCCUGAGAGAGGCCGCAUUGACACGGUCAUCCGCAAACUACUGGUGGAGGCUGAAGGAAUAGAACAGACUGUUACCCAGAAUGCACUGAUGUGUCCAGGAGGGAGUGCUGUGAAGGAGCAGAUGUCCUUGACGCUGCCAGAAGUGACCGUGAAUGGAUCAGCUAAGGCUUCCUUGUCGGUUCUCGGGGACCUGCUGGGCCGGGCCAUGCAGAAUCUGGACCGGCUCCUUGCCAUGCCCUUCGGCUGCGGAGAACAGAACAUGGUGCUCUUCGCUCCCAACAUCUACAUACUGAAAUACCUGCAGGGGACCAGGCAGCUGACUGAGGAGAUCAAAGCCAAAGCUACAAGAUUCCUGGAGAGUGGUUACCAGCGGGAACUGAACUACAAACAUGAAGAUGGCUCCUACAGUGCCUUUGGGAAGAGCGAUGACUCUGGAAACACCUGGUUGACAGCCUUUGUCUUGAAGUCGUUUGGCGGGGCGCUGCCCUUCAUUUACAUUGACCCCAGACAUAUCAAGGACGCACAGGACUGGUUGGGCCGCCACCAGGAAAAGAAUGGCUGUUUCAUGAGCGUUGGAAAACUCUUCAACAACAACAUGAAGGGGGGAGUCGGGGACGAAGUGUCGCUGACAGCCUACAUCACUGCCGCCCUGCUAGAGGUGGAGACCCCUCUCACUGACCCCGUGUUAAACAGCAGUCUGGCUUGUCUGAGGUCUGCGGCCGACAAUAUAAGCAACACGUACACCACAGCACUUCUGUCCUACACCUUCAGCCUGGCAGGAGACCAGGAGAUGAGAUCAAAACUGCUCACUGAGCUGGAAGAGCAAGCACACAAGACAGAUGGCUCCCUGCACUGGUCACGCUCCAAACCCGAUUCUAGCAGGAGCGACUCUCUGGAAGUGGAGAUGACGGCCUACGUGCUGAUGUCUGUUCUCUCUGCACCCCAGCCGUCUGCCUCCGAUCUCAGCUAUGCUUCCCGGAUUGUCAAGUGGCUGGCUUACCAGCAGAACCCUUACGGAGGAUUCUCAUCUACGCAGGACACAGUGGUGGCUCUGCAGGCCCUGGCUCGCUACAGUGCCCUGGUCUUCUCCCCAGAGGGCUCCAGCACUCUCACAGUGCGUUCUAAAAGGGGCUUCAUGAGACAGUUUCACCUGGACCAGAGCAACAGGCUGCUCUACCAGGAGGAGCCACUGCAGGAAGUCCCUGGGGAAUACAGCGUGGAGGCAGAGGGCAAGAACUGCGUCUUCGUGCAGUUGGCACUGCGGUACAACAUCCCUCCCCCUCCCGGGUUCUCCACCUUCAGCAUCUCCGCGGAAGCGAGGGGGCUCUGCAAUGUCACUGACAAGAAGACCCUGAAAGUGCUCUUCACAGUCAGUUACAAUGGGAAAAGAGAGGAAACCAACAUGGUGAUCGUGAAUGUGAAACUGCUGUCUGGAUUCAGCCCUGAUAAGCGCUCUCUGGAGAAUCUUCAAAGAGCUCCCUUUGUGAAGCGUGUCGACACUGAGGACGGGCACGUCAUCGUCUAUAUUGAUGGGCUGAGACGAUUGCUACCCAUGAAUUACUCCUUCAACAUCAUUGAGGAUGUUAACGUGAGGAACCUGAAACCAGCUGUGGUCAAGAUCUACGACUACUACCAGACAAGUGAACAUGCUGAAUCUGAGUACAGCUCCCCCUGCCAUGAACCUGAGGAAGUCAAUAAAGUCUAACAGACCAGCUGACCAACACGGACCAUUCCCCAAAAUCAGCUUCCUGUAAUUCCUGCUGUAAUUGCUGUAUGUUCAGAAAAAGAAGCUUUUAAAGUCAAAUAAAUUUGCAGAAAUUGCAUUUGUAUAAAUGAA